CAGUCACAUACCUACAAUCAUUUUGUUAGACGUUUUAUGUUCGAUGUUGUAAUAGAGACGUUUGUAAUUUUUGUUCUUUAUAUGGAAAACGUAGUAUUUUACGCUAAAUAUAUGUAUUCGUCGUGGUAUUAUAGAAUAUAGCGAACUGUGGGGUGAUGGAGUCGCCGCCUUCCUUUUCGACUCACUCCGAAGCGCCUCCGUUGAGUGAAGACAGUGGCUUGCUUAUUACUAGUGGCUCAUUUUCUAGUGAUUCCGCAAGUGGAUGGCAUCAUAUCGCAUCUGAGUUGCAGGAGAGCGACUUCGACGAGCGGUCGCUGUCGCUGUGCGAGUCCACGGAAGCUUCGGAGCGUAUUUGCGGCGACUUUUUCAACACCGUGAAGAAGGGUCCCGGCAAAGUUGUCGUCACGGCGAUCGAACCACCCCCAGAAUUUCAGGAUAACCCGGUCCCAACAAGCGUAGAAUGUACUCCUACGUUUGUUGGGACACAUAAGGAACGUUUGGCUGUGUGCGUGCCUCCAUCUGUUAUAUGUACCAGUGAUAAUAUAAUUAAAUCAAACUCAACGAGCUUAAAUAUACCAGUCGCCCCCGGUCACGUGUCCCCUAUAUAUCCCAGGAAAUUGAAACCUGAAGUUCUUUACGACAGGAGGCAGUGCUUAAACCACCGAUUCGCUAGCCCUAGACUGUUACAUCUCAGUCCUUGUCGAGCUACACGACCUUCAUCCAGGAAUUCCCUUUCCUCGCGUCUUUCGAGCAGUCAUAACUCUCUCGUUACGCAGUUUCAAGCCGACGAUUCGAGUUUCAUUACUCAAGCGAUAUCUCACGACGCUCUGUCCGCGAAAACAUCGGAUAUCACUGACGUGUACAACGUGCCCUUCGAUAGCGAUAUCUACGCGGUACCCAUCGAUAUGAUUAGGCCUGAAGAAGGUAAUAUGAAGAGUAAAGUAAAACGACCACAAAGAACAACCAAACGACGGAGCAAAACACAUACAAUAACUCUGGCCACAAAUAAUGCUAUUCUUGAAAGGGCCUACAAGGCAAAUCAAAUGAGACACAAACGAGACACGGAUACUAAAACCAAAAGGCACUCCUUGCCGGGUUCCUCUUGCAAGAAAAAGGUCCCGGCGGAAUCUGACUCGGAGUCAGUACAUUUAACUCUACGUGAAAUGAGAAAAUAUUUACAUACGCUGUAUUCCAGCUCGAGUGACUCUGAAUGCCGAAACACGAUAAAUAAAAAGAACAAUAAUAUUCUGACAACCGUCACCGUUCACGCCCGUCAGGGCCAAAAAGAGGCCCCCACCGCUGUGUUUCUUAAAGAGAGUCACGAACCGAGGACUGUUGAAACGAAUAACAAUCACAAAAAGACGAACAAGAAUACAGCGGACAUGAAUGUGAAGAACAAGAAGCAUAAAGAGAACGCGUCUAAAGAUUGUACCAUUAUGGAGCUCGAAAGUGCGAAGAAGAAAGGUAAUCAGGGUAGUAAAGUGAAGAUAUCACCCGUGAGGUUGCUUUCAAUGAAUUUGAAGCAGAGUUUUUGCAACUUGUUCCGGUGGAGACGGUCUAGCGACGGCGAUAGCGUGGAGAAGAUAGGGCGCGACUCCCCUCCGCCGGCCGUUCGGCGAGCUCUGCCUCCGCUGCCGCAGUCGCCUCACCAGUCCAACUCGAGGCGAUCCGCUAAUGACGACGAGACUGUGAUGGACUUCGCAACCUCAAUCCAGAAAGUCAAAGAUUAUGGAUGGUACUGGGGUCCGAUAUCAGUGGAAGCAGCGGAGAAGAUCCUCUCCAACGAGCCGGACGGUUCGUUCAUAGUUCGCGAUAGCAGCGACGAUCACUACAUCUUCACGCUCACGUUCAAGCUCAACGGGCUGCGACAUGUCAGGAUAGAACAUGAUCAGGGUAACUUCUCGUUCGGCGGGUGCACAAUGUUCAAAGCGCAGACCAUAGUCGAAUUCAUCGAGAACGCGGUGGAAACUUCCAGAAGCGGCCGCUACUUGUUCUUCCUGAACCUUCGUCCAGUGCUGGGCCCGGUGCGAGUGCAGCUGCUGUACCCGGUUUCGCGCUUUAAGCGCGUGCAGAGCCUGCAGCACAUGUGCAGAUUCGUGAUCUUGAAGCAAGUGCGCCGUGAUCUCGUCAGCAGCCUGCCCCUGCCCCGCCGUCUGCUCGACUACCUGAACGCGACCCAUUACUAUUCGGAGCUCAUAGCGGACUUAUAGGUUAUGUUGCACCAGCUGAACGUGCAACCGCACAGUAUACGUCCAUGCAACACGUAGACUAGCCCAUGUGAUAGUGUUUAGUGCGAGUGUAGUGUACGAACUCGGCUUAGCGUACGUUAGAUAGUUUUAAGAUGUAAGGAAACGAUGGAGAUGAUUUGGAAUUUACGACCAAUUCUAUAUGAAAUGAUUGUGAAUUUAUAAGAUUAUUCUAUAUGGAAUGAUUGUGAAUUUAUAAGAUUAUUAUAUAUGGAAUGAUUUGGAAUUUACAGAUUAUACUGUAUGGAAUUAUUUGGAAUUUACAGAAUUCUGUUUGGAAUGAUCUAUAAUUUACAGACGAAUUUUACAUGGAAUGAUUUGGAAUUUACAAGUCGAAUUCUAUAUAGAAUGAUUUAAUGUGACUAAAUUGAAAUACAUGAACAUGACUGAAUAUAUGCGAAACGUUUUUUUUUUUUUUUAUUUGACUCGUUUAAAUUUCGUGGAAAGCAAUAUUUUUGUCUUUAUACAUUCAGGCUGUGGUACUGAACAGUAUUAUUAUGUAAGUCUUUGGUUUUUGAGCGUCAGGAAAUUAUUGAUUUAUUUUUUUAUUUUUUUGAAUUAAUUUAAUUGGCAUUUGUUUUAAUACUGAUUCAUGAAAUUGUUAUCCUCAAUUUUUUAUGACACUUAAAAUUUAAUUAAAAUGAAAUCCUGACGUUUGUUUUGCGCUUUUCCUUAUUUUGUAUAUUUAUUUAAUUCUAUGUAUACCUAUUGUUGUUUUGCUUGGCAAUUUUGUGAUUAUUGUAUACGUAACAUGGGAUUAAUUAUAAUUUUAUUUCUUUUGGGAUUAAUAAAUGAUUUAUUUUAUCCAGUCAAUGAUGAAUUUCCUUAUUAUUAAAUAAUUAUUAUUUAGUAAAAUAAAUAUACGUUGAUUUUUUUUAACUGUCGCAUAAUAAUGUUUCGCAUAAUAUUUCUUAUUAAACUAUAAUGUGAUUUGUACUACUUAAGUAGUAAAUGUUUUUAUUUGCCUAUAUCUUAGUUAAUUAUUUGUUGCUUUGCGUUUAUUUUAGUUAUUAUUAUUUUUUUGUAAAUUAGCAAAUGUACAUUUUAUUAAUUAGUAUUGAUAAUGAUUAUUAAUUAUUAUUAUUUAUGAUUUUAUUGUAUAUUUACGACGCACAUACGUCUAUUUCACCAAAGAUGAAAAUAUUGUAAAUUAAUAAUAAAUUAUUGUUUUUCUUAUUUUUUA
Molecule: messenger RNA, 3429 nt
Organism: Colias croceus (clouded yellow)
Lineage: Eukaryota; Metazoa; Arthropoda; Insecta; Lepidoptera; Pieridae
Exons: 6
Coding region: 156-2210 (684 amino acids)
Biological process (GO): phosphatidylinositol phosphate biosynthetic process; intracellular signal transduction
Cellular component (GO): phosphatidylinositol 3-kinase complex
Molecular function (GO): 1-phosphatidylinositol-3-kinase regulator activity
Source: RefSeq, a predicted model, not a curated record